Molecule: messenger RNA, 471 nt
Organism: Phytophthora infestans T30-4
Lineage: Eukaryota; Oomycota; Peronosporomycetes; Peronosporales; Peronosporaceae
Exons: 2
Coding region: 1-471 (156 amino acids)
Source: RefSeq, a predicted model, not a curated record
AUGGCGUCUCCAUCCGCUCGCGCUGCGUCGUCCCCGGUCUCGGAUCUCCGCCACCAGCAGCAGGAGGCCCUGGGCAAGAUCUUGAGUCGUCGAUCCAUGCGAGUCUGGUCCUCCAAGUCGUCCCAGGAGCGGAGAAGUCUCGCCGAGAGUCUGCUGCAGCUCUUCUCGAGCGGAUCCUCGUCUUCUGCAGCUUCCAGCGCCGCUGAAAUUGCGCAAAGACCCAUCACACGUCGUCCAGGCGUGGAAGAGAUCAAGAACUGCGUUCUCUCGAGCGUGUACCCAUGUCUUCCGCCUCAAUGCGACCCUUUACGUGGCGAGAUCUGGCAAGUGCUAUUAAACGUGUACAAACGCAACCAGCACGGCUCUGCAGCACAGGAAUUCGACCGCAUGUUGCAAAGACUCGGGAAGCUUCCUAGAGACCCUUUACUCGGUGCAACAGGAACUGGGAGGUGCUGCUCAUGUGGUUCUUGA